GAAAGAGGCAGGGCCAGUAUUAGGUGAGACACCACUCUACAUCUGUAGAGACUCCAUUACGGGGCCAUUAGGAGCCUGGCCCUGCUUCAGCCCUGUGUGGAAUGACUCUGAUGGCUACCUGCCGGCCAUUCCUAUGUAGUGUGUCCACAUCAUUCCACGGCCCCAUGAGGACACCACAGUGGCCAGUGAGGGCACAGUAAUCUCUGUGUUCAGUAAGCUCACUGUGCUAGUUUCACAGUUCGGCCUUUGUUUUCCCUUCCUAAAACCAUGAAUAUUGACACAAAAGAAUCUUGGAACCAAGUAGCUCACAGCAGGGAUGCCUCUGGACUUUGCAAUCGGUCAAUUUCACCGGCUACUCCAGACAGGAGCAGGUGCUGUCCCUCCCCCUGCCCCCUAGGAAUCCUGGAGGCCGCCAUGUUCCAGAACCCAAUGAAAAGCCCAGGUAUGCGAGAGCAGUAAUGCAAAUUCCAGGCUUCACGGGAUGGGGGGGAGCCAGUCCCUCUUGUCUCCCCACCCGAUGGGAUGCUGAGACAAUGCCCACCAACUGCUUCCAGCUACUACUUAAGCUCCUUAAUGGCUGUGAUUCAGAGACACACAAAAGAAUCUCAGAACUGAGCAGCUCGCUGCAGAGAUGCCUCUGGACUUUGCCUCCGGACUCUGCAAUAGGUCAAUUUCACUACUCCAGACAGGAACAGGUGCUGUCCUUCUGCCUGCCCCCUAGGAAUCCUGGAGGCCGCCAUCUUCCAGAACCCAGUGAAAAGACCAGGUAUUCGGGAGCAGUAACUUAAACAUCAGGAUGGGGGGAGCCAGUCCCUCUCGUCCCCCCUGCCCCAUGGGACCCUAAGAUGACACCCACCAACUGCUUCUGGCUACGAAAGCUCCUUAAUGGCCAUGAUCCAGAGACACACAAAAGAAUCUCAGAACCAAGCAGCUCGCUGCAAAGAGCUCUCCAGACCCUAAUUAUUAAAAUUUUAGAAUUUCAGAAGCAGCCAUGUGACAUCAUAUGUUAUUUACAACAAGCAAUACAAAUAAAUUGUCUAGCAUUGCCUUUUCAGCAGGUUUGAGUGACAGCGGGAAAAUUCCAAAUAAUAAUGGUGAGACUGGUGUUGAAAUAUUGAAUGUAAUCAAAGUAGAGAGUAUUAUGGAAAUUGUUUACCACACAGGCAGGGGAAGGGUUGGGAUGGGGAUAGAUACUGGGGACUUUGGUGGUGAAAAAUGUGCACUGGUGAAAGGAUGGGUGUCUGAUCAUCGUAUGACUGAAACUCAUACAUGAAAGCUUUGUAACUCUCUCACAGUGAUUCAAUUAAAAGAAAAAAAAGAACUCUCUUUUUCCGCCGCCAUCAUGGGUCGCAUGCACGCUCCCGGGAAGGGCCUGUCCCAGUCGGCGCUGCCCUAUCGCCGCAGCGUCCCGACCUGGCUGAAGCUCACGUCCAACGACGUGAAGGAGCAGAUCUACAAGCUGGCCAAGAAGGGCCUGACGCCGUCCCAGAUCGGUGUCAUCCUGAGAGACUCCCAUGGUGUCGCCCAAGUGCGUUUUGUGACGGGCAAUAAGAUCCUCAGAAUCCUGAAGUUUAAAGGACUUGCCCCUGAUCUUCCUGAGGAUCUCUACCACCUAAUUAAGAAAGCUGUUGCUGUCCGGAAGCAUCUUGAGAGGAACAGGAAGGAUAAGGAUGCUAAAUUCCAUCUGAUUCUCAUUGAGAGUCGUAUUCACCGUUUGGCCCGAUACUACAAGACCAAACAAGUCCUCCCCCCCAACUGGAAAUAUGAAUCAUCAACAGCCUCUGCCUUGGUCGCAUAAAUUUGUGUAUUCAAGCAAUAAAAUCUUUGUUUAACUAGAAAAAAAAAAAAAAAAGAACUCUCUUCCAAGGCAAACAAGGAGGAGAGCAUAUCACAGUUGCCCCCAAAACCUCCCAUAAAUUGAGGAAGUCUUCAGGAAGGAAAGACUUGGACAAUGGAUUACCAAAAAAGAACAAAGCUUCAUUUGCAACCAAAUUGUCCCUGAUGAUGUCAGCUAUCCUUCCUUGAUGAAGGUUAUAAUCUAAAACUAAAUCUAAAUAUAAUAAAUAAAAUCUAUGCUGUCUUGGGGCUGGAGUGAUAGCACAGCGGGUAGGGCGUUUGCCUUGCACACUGCCGACCCGGGUUCUAAUCCCAGCAUCCCAUAUGGUCCCCUGAGCACCGCAGGGGGUAAUUCCUGAGUGAAGAGCCAGGAGUAACCCCUGUGCAUCGCCAGGUGUGACCCAAAAAGCCAAAAAAAAAAAAACUAUGCUCUCUUAUAGCAUUUGUUAAUCAUUAAAUGUUCAUUUAAUUAUCAAUAUUUAAUGAUAUCUUAUAGCCUACUUCUCCCUCUGGGAGAACCUGGCAAACUACUGGGAGUUUCCUGCCCACAUGGGAGGGUUUCGCAAGGUCCCCAUGGUGUAUUAAUAUGCCAAAACCAGUAACAAGCUGGGUCUCAUUCUGACCCUGACCCUGAAAGAGCCUCCAAUGCGGCAUGGUUGGUAAGGACGAGUAGAGAGAGGCUUCUAAAAUCUCAGGGCUAGGACAAAUGGAGACAUUACUGAGACCGCUCGAGAAAUUCAAAGAUCAACAGGAUGAUGACGAUGAUGAUGAUCAUCAUCAUCGUCAUCAUCAUCAUCAUCAUGAAAUAUUCACAUAGGAGGUUGAAAAUAAAAUGUGAGGAAGAAAGAAAAAAAAACUUGAGUAUCACAAUAUUUGCAGAAUUUUCAUUAUUUGGGCCAAAGAGAUCAUACAGGGCGUAAGUCUCUUGACUUACAUGCGGCUGACCCCAGUUUGAUCCCCAACAUUGCAUGAUUUCCCACAUGAUCUUGAAAUACAGAGCCAGGAAUAAGACUGAGUACCACUGGUUGUGGUGCCCCCCACCCAAAUAAAAGAAAUGUGAAACUGGGGCCAGAGAGGUAGUGCAGGGGUUAAGGUGUCUGCCUUGCACAAGGCCCACCGGUUCAAUCUCUGGCACGUAUACGGUCCCCUAACCCCUAUAAGUCCUGAGCAUUGCCAAUUGUGGCCCCCCAAAAAUAAAAGACUGAGAAAUUAUGUCUUGUGCUUUCUAUUAAAACCUUAAAAUAUAAAAUGUUUUCUCCAACUCCAGCUAAGAUAUAUAAAGUUCAUCUUAAAAACAACAACAACAACCACCUGGGGCCAGAGACAGUACAGCAGAAAGGAUGCUUGCCUUGCCUUGCACAUGGCCAACCUGGAUUCAAUCCCCCACAUUCACCCGCAGUCCUUAGAGCACCACCAGGAGUGAUUCUUGAGGGCAGAGCCAGGAAUAAACCCUGAGCAGACAGG
Sorex araneus (European shrew) is the source of this 3300-nucleotide messenger RNA. Its product is annotated as 40S ribosomal protein S13-like. The record is from RefSeq and is a predicted model, not a curated record. Lineage: Eukaryota; Metazoa; Chordata; Mammalia; Eulipotyphla; Soricidae. The coding region runs from base 1343 to 1798 and encodes 151 amino acids. Gene Ontology annotation, molecular function: small ribosomal subunit rRNA binding; structural constituent of ribosome. Gene Ontology annotation, biological process: translation. The transcript has a single exon. Gene Ontology annotation, cellular component: ribosome; nucleolus; cytosolic small ribosomal subunit.